AUGGCAGACAGUCUUUACGGUGUUAAGCCAGCCUCAAAGACAAAAGCCAAAGAAAUAUCUUCCUCCACCUCCCUCGCCUUCUCUACGAACCUAGCGUCACUAAUCUCCAGUUCUUCCUCAACCAAAAACAAACCUACCACCGGCCGCCCUCGACCUUCCAAGGACAAGCUGGAUAUCUUCACGGCUCACAACAAAAACGUGAAGAAACGCUCAGCCGCCGAUCUCGACGAUGGCCGACAGCGCCACCAGACCCGAGACGACAUUGGUUCGGUGGACGAGGCAGAGCUGCAUCGGUCCAAGAGAAAAAUGGAGGACAAAGUUCGUCUCUAUAAUGCUAUGAAACGGGGCGAGUAUAUUGGAAGAGAAGAUUAUGACGAUCGAGGUCUGGUCGACUUCGACCGGAAGUGGGCCGAGAAUGAGGCCAAAGGUCAAUGUCAAGAUUCUGAAAGCUCCGAUUCAGAAGAUGCGGGGUCAGGUGAUGAAGAAGACCUUGUAGAAUAUUUUGACGAAUUUGGUCGACUCCGGAAAGGCACCAAAGCACAAGCAGCCCGUGAAGAGAGGCGAAUACGUAUGAAGGCGCGUGCUGCUGAGGAAGAGGAACGACUAUCUGCCCGACCUUCCAUGCCUUCCAACAUUAUAUAUGGUGACGCCAUCCAACACGAGGCAUUCAAUCCCGAUCAAGUCAUCGCGGACCGCAUGUCGGAGAUUGCAAAGAAGCGGGACCGAUCAGCCACACCUCCUCCCGACACCCAUUACGAUGCGAGUGCAGAAGUGAGAAUCAAAGGCACUGGAUUUUACACCUUCAGCAAAGAUGCAGAGGAGCGAAAGAAAGAAAUGGAUUCUCUUGAAAGAGAGAGACAGGAAACAGAGAGAAUUCGGAAAGAAAAGGAGGACAAGAGGGACCAGAGGAAGAAAGAACUUGAAGAGCGACGCAGACUCAUUGCUGAACAGAGAGCCAAGGCACAGGCGGAUAAGUUCUUGAAUGAACUUGACCCUGAGGGGGUAUAG
Messenger RNA from Rhinocladiella mackenziei CBS 650.93, 1008 nucleotides. RefSeq lists its product as uncharacterized. The transcript has a single exon. The record is from RefSeq and is a predicted model, not a curated record. NCBI's taxonomy places the organism in Eukaryota, Fungi, Ascomycota, Eurotiomycetes, Chaetothyriales, Herpotrichiellaceae. Gene Ontology annotation, cellular component: nucleus. Bases 1 to 1008 code for a protein of 335 amino acids.